Messenger RNA from Didymodactylos carnosus, 1173 nucleotides. The record is from the annotation of a GenBank genome assembly. NCBI's taxonomy places the organism in Eukaryota, Metazoa, Rotifera, Eurotatoria, Philodinida, Philodinidae.
ACACACGCACACACCACACAUGUGAAGUGGUAAAACGGUAAGUCUAUGACAUCGUUCAAAAGAAGCUGAUCUGUAUCUAGUAAAAACGAAUAGUUUUCAGUUAAUUCCGAGUGAUGAGCAAAGUUUCCUGAAUAUUCAAAAACCGCAUAUAAUUGCAUCCAUUCAUAACAUUAUAAAACAAGGCUUUUGUUAGAUUUUUGUACUCUACCGGUGGAUGUGCAUUGUUUUCUAAUAAAAUUUGUCUUGUGCUCCCGUUAAUAUUAAUAAUUUUUAUUUUUUCUUGUUAGUUAUUCAUUAUUUCUCUCUUUAGAUGUCGAAGAUGUUCGUGUUGUUAUAAACUUGGAUUAUCCACCUCAAGCUGAAGAUUAUAUUCAUCGAAUUGGUCGUACAGCACGUUCUAAUAUGAAAGGAACAUCGUACACAUUUUUCACACGUGAAAAUGGAAAACAAGCAAAUGAACUAAUACAAUUAUUAAAAGAUUCAAAUCAAGAUGUCAAUGAAAAAUUAUAUGAAAUAGCUAAAACGAAGUAUUUUUCAGGUGGAAGAGGAGGAAUGCGAGGAGGAUUUGAUCGUCGAGGUUACGGAGGAAAUCGUAGCGGCUUUGGCGAAUCUCGUGGUGGAUUUGGGAAUAAUCGUGGCGGUUCUCGUCCUGGAGGUUUCAGCGCAAAAAGAUCGAGAUCUCGAAGUCCGAUAGGUGGAGCUAGUAAACCACAGAGCGGUGGAUUUGAACGCCGAGGGAGUGGUUUUGGAUCUCACGGAUCAACAAGUGAUAGAGGAAUGAAUAGUAAUGGCUAUGGAAAUGAUUUCAAACGCCCUAGAACGGAUGAAUCACAAUCUCAACGAAAACAAUAUUCAUCAUCAUCGAAUGGAACAACAACAAACUAUCAACGACAACAAGAGCAACAACAUAAUUCAAGUUCAUCAGUAUCUACGGUAGCAUCUCAAAGGACACAACAGCCAGCGUCAGCGUCCAAAAGUUCUUAUAGCAAUACUAGUCAAAGUACAUCAACAUCGAACAGUAAUUAUCAAAUACCACCCCCAAUGUCAAAUCCAUAUGCCAGUUAUUAUUCAAUGGCAGCAUAUCCACCACAAAUGUAUCCACAAUAUUGGACAGGUGUUCAACAGCCACCAUUGCCUCCCAGUUCUUCACAACCCCCUCCACCACCCAGUUGA